Molecule: messenger RNA, 715 nt
Organism: Tripterygium wilfordii
Lineage: Eukaryota; Viridiplantae; Streptophyta; Magnoliopsida; Celastrales; Celastraceae
Product: H/ACA ribonucleoprotein complex subunit 2-like protein
Exons: 4
Coding region: 95-568 (157 amino acids)
Biological process (GO): rRNA pseudouridine synthesis; snRNA pseudouridine synthesis
Cellular component (GO): nucleolus; box H/ACA snoRNP complex
Molecular function (GO): box H/ACA snoRNA binding
Source: RefSeq, a predicted model, not a curated record
CCCUAAUAAAUUCCGCCAUUAUCCUCUACUUCUGCUUCUGCUUCUGCUUCCCACUUCAGACCACACGCACUAAUACGCGAGCGUAGAGAGAGAGAUGGGAAGCGAUAGCGAAGCAGAGAAGUCACAGAAGCAAGAGAAGGAGAGGAAGAAGGUCAUAGCUUUGGCUCCGAUCGCCAAGCCCCUUGCCGGGAAAAAGCUCUGCAAGAGGACUCUCAAGCUUGUCCGUAAAGCCGCCGAACAAAAAUGCGUGAAGAGGGGAGUUAAGGAAGUGGUCAAAAGUAUCAGGCGGGGCAAUAAAGGAUUAUGCGUUAUUGCCGGGAACAUAUCUCCUAUUGAUGUUAUUACUCAUGUACCAAUCUUAUGUGAAGAAUCAGAGAUCCCAUACAUAUACGUCCCCUCAAAAGAAGAUCUUGCGAAUGCAGGAGCCACCAAGAGACCAACAUGCUGUGUAUUGGUGCUAACCAAGCCUACAAAGGGACAACUUGGGCAGGAGGAGCAAGAAAAAUUAAAGGCAGACUACGACCAGGUUGUAUCAGACGUGUCCGAACUUACUUCCUCUCUUUUCUGAUGGAAAACAACUAAAUCCUUGCACCUCUUCAAAGCCACUUCAUUUAGGCUCCUUUCAUUCCCCAUGUUGGUUUGAUGUUCUCUGUCUUUACAAGUAACAAUAUGAACAAGUAUAUUAGUAAUAUCAUGUGAAGCUUUGACCUCCAAA